Messenger RNA from Epinephelus moara (kelp grouper), 4179 nucleotides. RefSeq names its product transport and golgi organization 6 homolog (Drosophila) (gene tango6). Bases 121 to 3402 code for a protein of 1093 amino acids. Gene Ontology annotation, biological process: protein secretion. The transcript has 18 exons. NCBI's taxonomy places the organism in Eukaryota, Metazoa, Chordata, Actinopteri, Perciformes, Serranidae. Gene Ontology annotation, molecular function: protein binding. The record is from RefSeq and is a predicted model, not a curated record.
AUUUUGAGCUGUUUUUAGCAGCAUGGCUAGGUUGGCUCAGAUUAAAAACUAAUGCUGUAAAUCAUCUCCAGACUUGUGCAUGACUAUAAACUUGGUUGUCUAACGUUAUGUUAUGGCGAGAUGACGUCAGCUAUCCUCUCAGCGAUAAAUAUUCUUACAAAACCUCUUGGCGAGGCGACUGUACACAAUGCUCAGUCCUCACACCAGGAGGCUCUCCUGGCAGUGCUGCAGGCCAACAGAGCCCUUCUCCUGGAGCAGCUUCAGAGCGAAAGCAGCUAUGAGGAGGUGAGGAGGCUUAGGGAGGAGGUGAUGGCGGCGGCAGACUGGUUCUCCAGCAACACAGAAGACGUCACAUGGGCCUUUGUACAGGAGUGUCUCCUACUGCUCCUCACCUUAGCACAACACCUGUCUGCUGAACUCGAACUUUUCAAGCAGACCCCUGCUCCAUCUGCAGCUAAACAAUGCACCCCUGAAAUGGCUCCACCUUUACCUCCUGAUGUCCUCAGCGUCACCCAGCAGAAGACGGUUGGAGCAGCUCUUCAGUUCGUUGUUUCUCUAGGGCUCUGCCCGUAUUUGGCCCCUGGAGUGGGUGUGCCGCUGGGUCGCAGGUCAGCGUUUGGAGCCAUGGUGGAAAAACUUGUCCACGGUGGGGCUGUGCCAGCAGGGGGGCACCGCCUUCUUACAACCACGAAUGUCCUUUUGAAGUUUGCAGAGCUGUCAUCUCUUGCCACAAUUGUGUUCAUACGGCACCUGGGGGAUGUAAUGGCAGCGCUGUGCCAGCUUGGCUACCAGCCACGCCGGGCAGAGAGACGUGGCACAGAGGUUGAGAAGGAGCUCAGUGGGGAGGAAUGUCGAACUUGCAAGGAGGCCCUCAAAAGCCUUCUAGGAAAAGUCUACCAGCCGAUUAUCAUCAAGGAGCUGUUGAUCCUCCAAGGUGGACCCAAACAGUCUGGCGCAGGAGGAAGCUCCAACAGCAGGGCAGCUCUGGGAUCAGCUCCCGCCUGGCUGAGGCGUCUGUGUGGUCAGCUGCUGUCCGAGCGCCUGAUGCAGCCUAACGGUGUCCAGGCUGUAGUCAGAGCCAUCUUGGAAGGAGGAACAGGGGGCGAGUCAGACUGGAGGAAAUGUGACGGUGUGGCCAAGAUUCUGGUGACCUGCCCUCAACAGUCUGCAUCAGCAGACACCUACUACGGACAAGUCUGUCAUCAGAUGCUUGACCUCCUGCACUUCAAGGACAAGCUGACAGCCCAACAGUUUCAGCGUGUGGCCACCAGGUCGCUGCUCCUCAUGGUGCAGGAGAAGCCCAGUGUGGCCCAGCAGUACUUGCUGACUCCUCUGCUCGCACCUCUCCACCGCUGCACCACCGCUUCCAAUGAAGGUCAUUCCCAAGUUGCUGUGGAGGAGUGGGAGCUCACACGUUGUAUUACGGAUGUGUACAAGAUCUGGGUGGUUGGAAACAGUCCGUCAGCUUCUCUCCUCAAAGCACUAGAAGACGUUCUUCCUGUUAUCUUCACGCUCUUCUGUUUCACCAAGCAAAACGUGUCCCACCUACGCGCCCCCUGUCAGGAGAUUUUGCUGUGGUACCUGAGCCACACUGAGCCAUUUGCAGCCCUGUCAACACUGAAGCAGCUCUCAGGUCUGCAGGGACAGAGGAGUGAGUUAGCAGCAGACUUCCACUUCGCCCCGGGGAGUGAUGGAGGGGUCAGACUCAGCUCCAAAGAGAACUGCAGUGAUGAGGACGAUGCUCUGUAUGAGAAGCUGUCAGGGGAGCAGUGGAGGCUGGAGUGUCUGAUGCAGCUGCUGGCUGAACUCAAAGACUCUGAUCUGCCUGGAGACUUCUUCCUGGACCUGCUGCAGGAGCUGGCCAGCUGGGCAGCUGAAGAAGCAGAUGACGAAAAGAAAGCUGAGCAGGAGUUGGACAUGUCGGCCAUGACUCUCCUGGAGGUGGAGCAGCAGUUGUUGGAUCCAGCUGCGAAGAGAGGCCAGAGACUAGCUCUGCUUCAGGUGUUGGCUGUGAUGGUUGAGUCUCUGCAGCAUACUGUACUGCUGAGAAAAACCUCACAGGUGGUGGACUUCAUGGUGUCCCUGCUUCAGAGGGCUUGUGUGGGUCUGGAUCAGGCCACUGGUCCAAAUCUUGAGAACCCAGUAGAGAGCCAGACACUGAGCAUGGGGAUGGGCCUAGUGGCCACUCUGCUGUCUGGACCUCAGCUUAGUGCAGAAGACUACUGCUCUAUGUCGAGACUGCUCCCACCACUGCAGACGGUGUCUCAGAAGCACCCUGAGGUAGUCAUCCAGGAGCUGGCAUCCAACCUCAGAGCUGUCAUUGCCACUCACGGUGCCUACCAACCUGAAAACAUCCCCACUGCUGCUCAGCUCUCCAGAGACCCUGAAACAACAGCUAAGAACAACAGUGUGCCUUUUAGGAAAAAGAUAAAGAUGCAAACUGAAGGCAACAACUCUCAGACCAGUCCUCAUUCACCUCCCCGGGACAGUAACUCACCCAGCAACACCCACGUCAGACAGCCAGCGUCCUCUGGAGGGUCGACAGCAGGAAGAAGUCAAGAAGGUGGAGGCAGGAUUUCUGGCACCAGUAAGCUUUUACCUCCUACCAAGCCUUUUUCUGACUUGCUGCUGGAGGCGUGUGACCCGGACGUGCCAACCAGAGCGGUCGCCCUAAGGGUCCUGACCCAGAUGAUGCAGAAGAGAGACCCACAGGCUGUCCAGGCCCAGGAGAAAGUCCUCAUGCUCUUCUUAGAAAACCUGGAGCAUGAAGACUCAUUCGUCUACCUGUCAGCCAUUCAAGGUUUGGCUGCAAUGGCUGAUUCAUACCCAGAGAGGAUUCUCGAAAGGCUCCUAAAAGACUUCCAGCACGGUCCAUCCCAUCCUACAUCCAACAAGGAACACUCCCUGGAAACCCGCCUCAAAGUGGGAGAAGUCCUGAUGAGGGCGAGCAGGGCAAUGGGUGAACUGGCACCCCACCUUGGCCGUCCUCUGGUCAACGUCUUCCUGCAAGGAACCAGGGACCCAGACCAAAGCGUCCGGGCCAGCAGUCUGUCCAACCUGGGGGAGCUCUGUCAGAGACUGGACUAUGCCCUUGGAGUGUUGGCUCAAGAGCUCAGCUCCUGUCUGACUGCUCUGAUAAAGACAGAGAAGGAGGCAGAGGUGAGGAGAGCUGCUGUCCAUGUUAUCACCCUGCUGCUCCGAGGCCUCAGCGACAAAACCACCCAGGUUCUCAGUGAUGUAUUGUUGGACUUGUACCGAGCUCUAAAGUGGGUGGUUCGCUCAGACCCGGAUGACAUUGCGGUGCUCCAUGCCCAGCUGGCUCUGGAGGAGCUUGAUGAUGUAAUGAAGAGGUUCAUCUUCCCUGAGCAGAAGCUGGAGAAGAAGAUUGUUGUCCUGCCAUAGAGCUCAAUUUUUAUUUCUGUGGGGUCCUCAUAACCUCUUCAUAGUUUGGACUUUAUUUUUAUAUGCUGUGUUUAUAGGCAGCACUAGUUCUGACUCCAUGUGAUGUGGAUUUUAUGGUAGAGCUACACUCUGAAACAGCAGCAAUUAAAUCCUGCAUGCAUGCCAAGACUUUAAAGGGUAACUUUGGUAUUUUUCAACCUGGACCCUAAUUUCACAUGAAUCUAUGUCUAAGUAACUAAUGGGGACAACAUUUUUUGACACUGGUCCAGUUUUAGUGAGGACGCUGCAGACGGUAGCCGCAAAGCAGGCUGCAAUGUGUUUAUGCAAUGUGUUUAUUUAAAUGUAGUCUGGUGGGUUUGGCAAUUGCAAUUUGGGGCUGUGCCUGGUUAAACAAAGAGAUUCAUACUCUUUAACAAAAAGGUCUUGCUCUAUAGAGAUCCUUUCCAUAAGUCUUCAGAUGCUUAGAAUAACAAUCUGAGCCUGUCAGUGGCAAAAACAAGCACUUUCAGUAGACGCGCAAAUGCCCCAAGUGGUUGAAAUGCAGCCAGUAUCGUGGCUGCCGGCUGCAGCAGUCUCACUCAGUACUGGACUAAUUUCAAAAAACUGUUGUUCCCAUCAGUCACUUCAACACAAAAAAGUGGGAAAAUAGGGUCCGGGUUGAAAAACACCUUACCCUUUAAAAAGAUGUUACCCUUUAAAAUAAGGUACAGUGACGCUAGAGCAUCGUGAUCCAUUGUGUCACCAACAGUCCACUUCCAAAAUAAAGUUUUAAAAACA